AGUGCUCUUUGGCGACUGGGGGACCUCCCUAGUUCGGGAGGGUUCAAGGGUAGAGCCUUCAUCACGUUAAUUAUGCAACGAAGCGGUGUCCUUGCUGGGGAUGCUGUGAUCCGUAGUUGAUUCCCUUCAUCUUUGGCUGAGUGUUUGCAUUAGUAAUUGGGGGCGGAAAGAAGAAAAUGUUCCACUCCGGUGCACGGAGCGUGCAAAGAGAGAGAGAGGGCAGGGACGAAAUACCAAGUGCAGCCCUUCCUAAGGGCACAGUUAAGCCCGUCUUUGGCGGGUGGGAGGGGAAGGGAUGGUUGGAAAUGCGAGUUUCCUGCCAGGUAGACUCCAGGGUGCCCUCAGCUCUGAUUUUGACAAGAGAGGCCUGUCAGAAAUUGGAGGUUGAAGCAUAAAUUUCUGCACUUCUGGCUGGGAAGACGAAGCAGGCCUUCCAAAAGCUGCGUUGUUUUUUCCCGAGUCCACUCGAAGCAGGAAAGGGCCGGGCACCGAGCAGAAAGCUGCGCAGCCAGGUUCUGGUUAGCUGAGCAGGAGUACUGUCAUAAGGGCUUUUUUGUCUGAAACACCCAAAGUCUAGGGCUUUGGGCCAUGAAGAGCUGGCUGUUGGUCAUUUUCAACAGCCAGAGUGAGAAAUGUCUCAGACAUUCUUAAAAACCAGGCAGCCCUGUUUAGCUCCGGCCUUACUCUUUUCAUUGACUGGGCUGAAAAGAGCAGACACAAAGAAAGAAACAGUUUUCUCCCUUUCCCCCAAUUAUAACUAGGGCUUAGUCAAUCUUGGGUCAAAACGGAAAUUUCAAGAUGGAAAGAAAGGUCUUUCCAUCCUUGCUCUUGACCUUAAGAAUAGAAUCUCGAAGAAAUACUUGAGAGAAAAAUUCUUUCCUUCCCUGGAAUGAAAACUGGAGUUCUUGCAAAACUGGACAAGGAGAGGGAAGAAUUAGUUAAUAUCUGGAGCAGUUUGCAGUUAUAGUCAGAUCAUUUUUCAAAUGCUUGAGCUUAUGCAGUAGAUUAGAGAUGGGGGAGAGAGGUGAGUGCAGGACCUUCGAAAUCACAGAAGCCAAGAGAGCGUUUUCUCCUGAUACAAGUCUGGAGGAAUCUGCAUUGACAGGAGGAGCCAAGAACCUCGGACGAAGCAGCUACUGCAAGGAAAUGUGGAUCAGGCCUCAGAAGGAAGAAUCGCUGAAUGGCUGAUAUUUGACAACAUGCACCACCAGUGGCUUCUGUUGGCCGCAUGCUUUUGGGUGAUUUUCAUGUUCAUGGUGGCCAGCAAGUUCAUCACACUGACCUUUAAAGACCCCGACGCCUACAGCGCCAGGCAGGAGUUCCUGUUCCUGACAGCCGUGCCGGACGCCGGGAGGUCCCCGGGAGAGAAGCGCUUUCCAGAGGAGCUGAAGCCGACCGGGAAGAUGGUGUCAGGCAGCCGGCUUGUCCAGCCCCUGGUCUACGUGCAGCGCCUGGAGCUCAUCAGGAAUGUGUGCGGGGAGGAGGCCCUGCGGAACCUCUCACACACCGCGGUCUCCAAGUUUGUCCUGGACCGAAUAUUCGUCUGCGACAAGCACAAGAUCCUCUUCUGCCAGACUCCCAAAGUGGGCAACACCCAGUGGAAGAAAGUCCUCAUUGUGUUGAACGGAGCCUUCCCCUCCAUCGAAGAGAUCCCCGAAAACGUGGUUCACGACCACGAGAAGAACGGCCUCCCGCGCCUCUCUUCCUUCAGCGAUGUGGAAAUUCAGAAGCGCUUGAAAACAUACUUCAAAUUUUUUAUUGUAAGAGAUCCCUUUGAAAGACUGAUUUCUGCAUUUAAGGACAAGUUUGUUCACAACCCCCGCUUUGAGCCUUGGUACAGGCAUGAGAUUGCCCCUGGCAUCAUCAGGAAGUACAGGAGGAACCGGACAGAGACCAGGGGCAUCCAGUUUGAAGACUUUGUGCGCUACCUGGGUGACCCGAACCACAGGUGGCUGGACCUGCAGUUCGGGGACCACAUCAUUCACUGGGUGACAUAUGUGGAGCUGUGCGCACCCUGCGAGAUCAAGUACAGCGUCAUUGGUCACCAUGAGACCCUGGAGGAUGAUGCCCCAUACAUCUUGAGAGAAGCUGGCAUCGACCACCUGGUGUCCUACCCCACCAUCCCCCCGGGCAUCACCGUGUACAACAGAACCAAGGUGGAGCGCUACUUCUUGGGCGUCAGCAAGCGUGACAUCCGGCGCCUAUACGCACGUUUCGAGGGGGACUUCAAGCUCUUUGGGUAUCAGAAGCCAGAAUUUUUGCUGAACUAACAUGUAGGACUGUGAGUUCAAAUAUCUUAGACCAGAGGCUAACCAGGUGGAGAUCUGGGCACAGAAAUGACCCUUCCUCCAUGACACGCCUUCUGAAGACUCCAUGGCUCCCACGGACCCGUGUGCUCCUCGACUGGUGAAGCUGGACCCUGACCGUUACGAUGAGGGCCCUCGCCCCCUAUCCGCACCAGUGCCGUCAGGCAUUUGCUCUCCCCAGAGGGAAAAAGGUCAAACAUCUGCGGUCUAACAGACAGGAGGAAAAAAUCCCACAAAGCCUAGACUCCUCCCUCUCCGACACACUCGCAGCUCCCUAGAGGCGGGGGCGGGCCUGUGGGCCCCCAGCAGGUUGCAGGAAUGGCAUCCCGCACUCGCAGGAGAGAUGGAGAAGCUGGUGGUCUGCAAAAACCAUGGGGGCUGGUACAGGAUCAAAUCUGAGUCACAACAUUACACCUCUGGCUUUCAUCUUGGCUCCACGGUAAUCACAGAGGCAAAUCAUUCUUUCCACGACUGUUCUGUUCCUGAGAAAUGCAGGGAUGACCCCAGGGCACUUUUCAGGGGAUCUGUCUUUUCAGAAUACACACCAGUGUGCUGCUAGUCCUGAUUUCCAAGCCUCUGCCUGCCACGUGAUCAUCUCAUUCAGCUCGAGAGACAUAUUUUGGAAAGUGAGGGGGUGUAGAUUCUUCCCACCUAAAAAAGGGAACUUUUCCGGGGGUCUUAAGGGGAACGUGGAAGAGGAAGGGCUAGUGGGGAGCUGGAGCUCAGGCUGCAGUGGGCCUGGGCGCCUCCAUCCUGAUGACUGUCCACCUCUUGUCUUUGAUGGUCCCGUGUGGAUGGGCAAGGGGUUUCUCCCCCCGCCUCCUCCAGGACCA
Vicugna pacos (alpaca) is the source of this 3139-nucleotide messenger RNA. Lineage: Eukaryota; Metazoa; Chordata; Mammalia; Artiodactyla; Camelidae. The record is from RefSeq and is a predicted model, not a curated record.